UCUCGCCCCCAGCUCUGUUUCCUGCACUCGGAGCUGCUCUUGGGAAUGGGCCCCAAGGAGGGAAGGAAACAGUUCCUGGAGUUCUGGCAGCUCUUCCUGGACAAGGGAGCGCUCCUGCGGGUGCCCAUCCCCCUCCAUCUCCAGCCUGAACUGGCCCGUCUCCGUCCCGAGGCUGUUCCCGAGCAGCAGCAGCGCCGGAUCCUGCGGGAAGUGGGGGAGGGGCAGGAGGCGGAGCUGGAGCGAGACCUGCGUCACUUCCGUGCCAAGCGCCUACUGGGAAUGACCCCAGGAGAGGCUGAACUGGCAGCACUGGAGUCGCUCCCAGUAGAUCCCAGUAUCCGGCUGCAACGGGAACGGGAUCUGGCCGAGGGGAUGCUGGAGCGGCUGGAGGACGUGCAUUUGACCAUUUCAUCUGAUGAGGAGAAGUGCUCCGCCAUCUUUGGCGCCAUCCUCACCUACAUGAAGCACUUGGGGGUCAGACCCAAAGGGAAUGAUGGGAAGAAAUCCAAGAGCCACUUCUUCCGGAAGAAGCAUUCCGGAUCCAGGAAGCCAGAGGAGGCUCCAGGCAGGACCCGAAGGGGCUUCCUCCUGCCGGGGGGGGCUCUGUGGGGCCGGGACCCCCAUUCAGACAAGUGCCCCCCCCAGGACAAGAAGGGCCCCAAGGGGGCGGAGCUGGGGGCGGGGCCUCGGGCACGGGGGGGGGCAGCUCCCCCUGACCCCCCCCCCAACGUCAGCCCCACAGUGGGGGAUGGGUCUGAGGGGGACACAGGCCUGGACCCCCAAGAACCAGGGGCCCCCCCCACCCCCCGCGGCCUCGGCCCCCCCGAGCCCCCCCCCGAGGAGGGGGGGGAGGAGGAGGAGGAGGAAGAGCCUUGGAGGGCCCUGGUGCCCCCCCCCCUGCUGCAGGGGCUGAGCAAGAGGGAGCUGAGGCGCCAGGAGGUCAUCAAUGAGCUGGUGCUGACCGAGCGCACCCACGUGCGGGUGCUGCGGGUGCUGCUGGAGCUGUUCCAUGGCCCCUCCCUCCGGGGGGGGUUCUUCCCCCCCACCGACCUGCACAACAUCUUCCCUGGCCUCGAGGAGCUGGUGGAGGCUCAUGCUCUGUUCCUGGGCAGCCUGAGGCGGCGGCAGGAGGAAAGUGGCUUUGUCAUUGGGGCCAUUGGGGACCUGCUGCUGGCAAGGUUCGAGGGCCCCGAGGGCCUCUGGUUCCAGAAGAUCUCAGCUCGGUUCUGCAGCCGUCAGCCCUUUGCCCUGGAGCAGCUCAAGGCCAAGCAGCGCAAGGAUGCUCGCUUCAACCACCUCAUACAGGCAGCCGAGAGCCACCCGCGCUGCCGGCGCCUGCAGCUCAGGGACAUCAUCCCCAGUGAGAUGCAGAGACUGACCAAGUACCCCCUGUUACUGCAGAGCAUCAGUGCUUGUACCGAGGAUGCUGAGGACAGGGCCCGUGUGGAGAAGGCAGCUGACUGCUGCCGCCGCAUCCUGGACCAUGUCAACCAGGAGGUGCGGGAGAUGGAGAACUUCAUGAAGCUCAAGGACUUCCAGCGCCGCCUGGACCUGUCCGGCCUGAAGCAGAGCUCAGAGCCCUGGUUGAGUGAGUUCAAGGGCACGGAGCUGACCAAGCGGCAGCUGGUGCACGAGGGGCUCCUGAGCUGGCGCCUGGGCAAGGACAAGGCUGUGGACGCGCAUGCGCUGUUGCUGGACUCGCUGCUGGUGCUGCUGCAGCGCCAGGACGAGCGGCUGCUCCUGCGCAGUCAGAGCCGGGGCCCUGCGCAUGCGCACGACGGCAGCCGGCUCCUCAGCCCCGUCAUACGCCUGCGCGCCGCCAUGACGCGACUCGUGGCCACCGACCCCAAAGCCUUCUAUGUCAUCGUCAGCUGGGACAGUGGGGCCCAGAUCUAUGAGCUGGGGGCACAGACGGUGGCCGAGAGGAAGAACUGGUGUGACCUCAUCAAUGAGACAGCCGGAGCCCUCCCCCCCCCUGGGAGCCAGCGUGGGAAGGGGGGGAGGGGCGAGGCCCCGCCCCCCACCCCCCUUGAAGAGGCAGAGAAUGGGGGGGGCCCAAAGGAGACACUGGAUGAGGUGCUGGUACCAAGUGAACAGGGUCUGGCAGCUGCUGCACUGGAGAGAGGGGUCACGUGUCCCCCCCCCGAGGUGGGGGAGGAGCUGCAGGGGCUGGAGGAGACUCUGCUGAAGCUGAAGGAGCUGGAGCAGAGCUUCUGGCAGCUCAGAGAGACCCUGAGCAAGGCUGGACCCACAGGAGGCAGCGACACGUGAGGGGCAGGCCCCUACAGACGCACCCGGACCCCCCAUUGCAAUGGUUCACCCCCCCCCACGCUUGUGCCUUCUAUAGGACCCCCCAAUCUAUGGGGCUGGGAAGGGGGGGGGGGGUCCCAGAGCUAUGGGGCAGCUUUGGGCCCCUCCCCCAUGGAUUUUGGGUGGAAAACCCAAAGAAUUGGGAAAAACCCCAAUAAAAAUGAUGCUUUUGCC
Molecule: messenger RNA, 2484 nt
Organism: Melopsittacus undulatus (budgerigar)
Lineage: Eukaryota; Metazoa; Chordata; Aves; Psittaciformes; Psittaculidae
Product: rho guanine nucleotide exchange factor 1
Exons: 25
Biological process (GO): G protein-coupled receptor signaling pathway
Cellular component (GO): cytoplasm
Molecular function (GO): guanyl-nucleotide exchange factor activity; G protein-coupled receptor binding
Source: RefSeq, a predicted model, not a curated record